This is a messenger RNA of Cryphonectria parasitica EP155, 1344 nucleotides long. Its product is annotated as acetate kinase. The record is from RefSeq and is a predicted model, not a curated record. Gene Ontology annotation, biological process: phosphorylation; acetate metabolic process. Bases 1 to 1344 code for a protein of 447 amino acids. The transcript has 2 exons. Gene Ontology annotation, molecular function: acetate kinase activity. NCBI's taxonomy places the organism in Eukaryota, Fungi, Ascomycota, Sordariomycetes, Diaporthales, Cryphonectriaceae.
AUGAAGAAGAUCAUCCUCUCGGUCAAUGCGGGGUCCUCCUCCGUCAAGAUCUCCGUCUACGAGGCCGAGGCCCACGGCAAUCCGACCCAGCUCGCCGAGGCCCAGAUCAGCGGCCUGACCUCGCCGCCGCCCAAGCUCACCUACGUGCGCGGCGGGCAGACAGCGUCCAAGGACGAAGAGCUCGGCGGCGGCGGCGGCGGCAAGAAGGUCGGCAACCAGGACGACGCCUUCCGCAUCAUCCUGUCGACGCUCACAGAGGACCCUGCGCUGCCACAGCUCGCCAGCAAGGACGACGUGGCCAUCGUGUGCCACCGCAUCGUGCACGGAGGCGACUUCCGCACCGCACAGGUCAUCAACGAGGCCACCUACCACCGCCUCGAGGAGCUCAACGACCUCGCCCCCUUGCACAACGCCCCCUCGCUCGAGAUCGUCAAGAGCUGCAUCGCCCAGCUGCCAGGCGCCAUCAACGUAGCCUGCUUCGACUCCCAGUUCCACGCGAGCAUGCCCGUCCACGUGCGGACCUACCCUAUUGAUCAGGGCAUUGCCCGUAAGAACGGCCUGCGCAAGUACGGAUUUCAUGGUAUCAGCUACUCCUUCAUCACACGGUCUGCCGCCGAGUUCCUUGGUAAGGAUGUGCGGGAUGUGAACCUUAUUGCGCUGCACCUGGGGAGCGGCGCGAGCGCGUGUGCCAUCAAGGGCGGCAAGAGCUGGGAUACCAGCAUGGGAUUGACGCCGCUGGCCGGCUUGCCAGGCGCCACGAGGAGUGGGAGUAUCGACCCAAGUCUGGUCUUCCACUACGCUUCCGAUGUGGGCAAGCUCUCACCCUCCUCGACCAAGGAACUGCACAUCUCGGUCGCCGAAACCAUCCUCAACAAGGAGUCCGGGUGGAAAGCCCUCACCGGCACGACCAACUUCGGCACCAUAGCCAGCUCCUCGGACCCCAAGCACCAGCUUGCCUUUGACCUCUUCGUCGACCGCGUCUGCGGCUUCGUCGGGUCAUACUACGUUACCCUCCGCGGCCAGGUCGACGCUCUCGUCUUCGCCGGCGGCAUAGGCGAGAAGAGCGACAAGCUCCGCCGCGCCGUCGUCGACCGGUGCGCCUGCCUCGGGUUUGAGGUCGACCUCGAGAAGAACGCCAGCCGCGACCCAGGGGAGACAGGGAAGGUUGUGCGCGAUGUCGGCCUCGCUGUGCACAAGGAUGGGCGGACGCACCGGGUCUUGGUUGUCCAGACGGACGAGCAGUUUGAGAUGGCGCAUGCUGCGGCACAGGAUCCGGCGCUGUGGGCGGACGAGCUGGACGAGGUCCCGGACCUGGAGCUGCUCAGAGUCAAGAGUGGGCACUAA